CUACUACCGUACCUGAGACAUGGCAGCGGCCAGCAAACAGCAGCUGCUUCCAACUCACCACACCAGAGCUGAGGCACGGGAUCCAACGCUGAGCUGAAACUCACAUCUAUGUUUACAAGAAGACGUGCCAACACCUGAUCGUUCUCCACACAGCCCUCAGUUCAUCAGGUUUCACUGCUGAGGGUUUUUCUAAAGCAAGCUUCAUGUUGGGACGACGCAAAUGUUGACCUGAACCUCUUCUUUUCAUUUGUGUGCUUCCAGCCGCAUAUUACAUCAAUGCCUCGAUGGAAAACGUUGUUCAGUCAACACUUGCGAAGGUCCAACACCGUCACUCAAGCCCUGGUCCUGUCCGUCAUCACGUUUUGCGUCAUCCUCCCUUUGUGCUGCCAUCGCCUGCUUUACUCUUACUACUUCAUCAAGACUAUGUACCUGGACUCCAUGAGUGAGGAGGUCCUGCACGAAGGCCUUGUCCGAGGCCAGGACGCGCUUCAGUUCUGGCAGAGCACUUCCACCACAGCAUCGUCCAGGUUCAGCGACAUCGCCCAGAACCCCGAGCUGCUGGUUAUCGUAGUUUCAGUGCAACGAAAUGAGGGGCGGGACUUCCACUACCUGCUGCAGGUGAUGCAACAGAUAAGCGGCCUUCUGGAAAGCUGUGGAUCGCAGCGGUGUGCAGAGGUGUUGGUCUGCGACGUGGAAAGCGGUCCACAGGAAAACCAAGAUGCCAAGAUUCUCGAGGACUACUUCAAGGUGAUCCGGCGUUCCCCUCUGGAGAAGCGGAGGAACAGGGAUUCAGUCAACACCUUCGAGAGGGAGAAGAGGGAUUACGUGUUUUGUCUCCGCAAGGGAUGGGAGCUGGUGCAGCCCAAGAACAUAGUGGUCCUGGAGGACGACGCUUUGCCCAAACAGGACUUCUUCACCGUCGUAAAGCACCUGCUGUCCCGUACGUUUGCCUUCCAGACUCUCUACGUGAAGCUGUAUCACCCGGAGAGGCUGCAGCGAUACUGGAACCCCGAGCCUUACCGCAUCCUGGAGUGGGUUGGACUCGGACUUGUUGGAGCGACGGCUCUUCUCCUCAGCUUUUCUUACUGGAACCCCUGCUCCUUCUCCUUCACGCUGUCGGUCACCCAUCUCCUCUUCUUCACCCUCUACUUCAUGGCUGCCAUAGAGCUUCUGGGGCGGCACUACCUGCUGGAGGUUCGGAGGUUUUCCCCGCAGCUCUACGCCGUCUCCCCGGCCACAGAGUGCUGCACGCCGGCCAUGCUCUUCCCCGGAAACUCCUCGCUCAGGGCGGCGGAGUAUCUGGACGGCUCGUUCUGCGUCAAGGGGAACGCCAAAGACAUUGUUCUGUAUCAGAUGGCGAGGACGAUCCCCGGGGAAAGGGCUCACAGCGUGGAGCCCAACCUCAUCACCCACAUCGGGGCCUUUUCCUCGGUCAGGGGCAACCCAUUAAAGCCCAGACUGCUGUGAAAAUGGAGGCUGGAUUUCAUCAGGUUUCUCCUAACUUGGUUCUACUUUUCCUUUCUGCUGUGUCUCCUGCCAGACUCUUCAUACAUUCGAAAACAACGCUCAGAGAAUAUUGGUUUUGUGAUUUGCAGGUGGGAAGUCAACAAGGCUCCAGGAGGGAAAAUGGGCUAUGUUUGAUUUGGUUUUGAUUUGGUUGGUAUGUUUGGUAUUUUUAGAUGUGAAGGUUGCAAUUCACGGCUUGUGAAGUUGAUACACGUACAAAUGUGUUCACCAGCAAAUCACAUAAACCACUUCAACUGAGCUUUGUUUACAAUUAGAGAUCAAUCAUCAUAUCAUCACUGCUGGAAAUCUUCUUUAAUCACUUUUCUGUCCUUCAGGUUUAGUGUUCAGGUGAGGGUCUAAAUGUGUAUCUACUGCCUGGGGUCAUGAACUAUUUAAAAAAACAAAAAAUAAUAAUUAUGAGAUGCUGUCUGUUUCCACCAUGAUCGUCAUCCUCCUAAAACAAGCCUUUAAGAGCAUAAAGAUAGAAUUGCUUACCACGUUUCAUGGAUAUGAUGGAAAUGGUGUGAUUUAUUAAAGGAUUCAUUCACUGUUUGUACACCCAAACCUUUUUAAAACUAAGGUUGGUGGACAAUAGCAUUUCAUAACUUAUAGAAUUGUUGGACAUCAAUCAAAAUACUUUAUUAAUCCCACGGGGAAAUUUCGUUUUUUGACAGUUGCACUACCAUUGAACAAAAAAAAACAUAUUUAUACUAACAUAAGUUGAAUUAAAAAUGUGCAAUAAGUCCUUUGGUGCAAUAUUUAUAGUUUAACUUUGUAUGGCUUUUCAGAUUGAGUCGACCAUAUGAUAUCGUGUGCAGACCGCGGCUCAUUUACUACUGUUUUGACAAACACUUGUGUUGCUGGAUAUACUAACUAAAUGGAUGCUGGGUAUGUUGCAUAAAUGCUGGAUAUAGGAAUGUUAAAUGGUUGCUGGAUCUACUAACUGUGUUCACACCAAACAAGAAGCCACAUUUUUGCUCGCAAUUACACACAAAGUCAAUGCAAUAGACACGUUGGUGAAUGGCGCGGUUUGCUCAGGACACGAGGAAGUGCAAUGUGGAGUGUGAAUUUUAUAUGGGUGGUUCUCAAGAAAACUACAAGUACCACAGGCCAGCAUUUAACAGUUUUAGAAUAGGCUUGUUUUUCAUUCGCACUAGUUGAUCUAAGGGUAAAAAGAGUUAGGAGAGAUGUCGUUUUCGAUGUUAGCAUCCGAGCUUCACAGGUCAUAACCAUAUCAGAAGUUUAUUGUGAGUUUUAUUUUGUAAAACUAACUUUUCUCACUGGUUUUAAACAUCCCUGAGUGAUUACCAAUCAGACAUUCAAACACCACAUCAGCCUACUUUUCAGAAAUCUGGAAACAUGCAGUUAAUCUUUCUUAGAACAGGUUAAGUUGACUUUGCAGUCAGCUACGUCAUGUUUGGAAUCGGGAAGUUGUAUUUAAAAAAAACAAAAACAAUGAACAAAUCUUUUAGGAGAUAAAUGUAAGGAAGAAAGGUUGCAUGCCUUAGCAGUCUUUCUUAUCCAGGAUUCACUGAUAGAAUCUUAAUCAUGUUUGAGGAUGAUAUCUUGAUUUUCUGAUUAUGACCCUUUACCUUCAACAUUGUUUUUGUGCUUUCAUUAUAUGAAAAGAGAUUUGAUUAAAAGAAAUAGUGAGCUUACACACAUCUUUACUUGAUUUAAGGAUGAAAAGAGUUGCGAGAUAUGAAGGUUAUGAUGUUAGCUUCUGAGCUUCACAGAUCAUAAUCAUAUCAGGAGGUUUUUUUUGUAAAUCUAACAUUUCUCACUGGGUUUAAAAAACAUCCCUGAGUGAUUACCAAUGAGACUUUUAAACACCACAUCAGCCUAUUUUGCGAAAUGUGGAAACCUUCAGUUCGUCUUUUUCUUUCUGUGUUAGUAAGCACGGCUUCUGUCUAGUUGUAGGUAGUGUCCAUCUUGGUUAUGUCGGGUUUGGGAUCAGGAAAUUGUAAUAUUGUUGUGGAAGAAGAACAGUUAACGAAUGUUUUAGGAAAUACAUUUAAGGAAGAAUGACUGCAUGCCUUAGCAGUCACUGAUACAACCUCAAUCAUGUUUGAGGACAAGAUGAGAUCUUGAUUUUCUAAUUAUGGCCUUUUACCUUCAACAUUGUUUUUGUACUUUCAUUAUAUGAACAGAGAUUUUAUAAAAAAAAUAUUGAGCAGUCAUAUGAUUACACACGUCUUUGUGGUUCAACAGAAUAUAGUAAAGCAAUAUUACAUUGUCACGUUAUUGCUGUUGGAGAUACAGUAAGUCUUCAAAAGCAGAACCACAUUGAUAGUACCUCAAAAUGUAUGUUUAGUAGUGCAGCAGUGACACAAACAAACCUUCAUACUGAAAAAUGAAGCGCUUCAUAUCAACCUUUACUUUACCUUGUCUGUCAAGCUUGUUGUUGUCAUACGCCGUUUGUUUACAAUGAAAAAUGGGGCAGAUAAAACCUAUUUCUUUUGUAAACAAUGGGUCUUUGAGAGCAGACAAAAGCAGGAUCUCAUUAUCUGAUAUUAGAACUGGCAGAUUUUACAGCAUUUUAUUGUAUUCCAGCUGACAGAAUCUGCUAAUAAAAAGUCUGUAUUAUGCUUAUUAGAUUUACUGUAGGCUACUAUUGCUUGUAUUAUUACGUUAUCACUUUAAACCUUAAAAGAGAAUAAGCUUUGAGUAACAGGACCGUUUGCAAUGGGUUUGGCUGGUUGCUGCAAAAGAAAAUCAAAAAAAUAUCAAAAAUGAGCCGCUAAUGUUAGCUUAAUGUUGGCUUAUUCUUAGCUUAAUCUUGGCCUAAUGUUAGCGUAACAUUAUCUUAUUCUUAGCUUAAUGUUAUCUUAUUCUCAGCUUAAUGUUAGCUUAACAUUAGUCAAAAGUUAGCUUAAUUUAUAGCUUAAUGUUAGCUUAAAGGUUGGAUUAACUUUGGUCUAAUAUUGGAUAUACCAUACAGACAUGAGUGGUAUCAAUCUUAUUAAUAAUAAAAGUCAACCUAAUUUAUAUACUGCCAAAUUAUAACUUGGGUCAACCCAUGACACUUUGAAUAUGUAUUGAUCGUACUAUUAACUAGAAUAUAUAAAAAGCAUUCAUAUUAAAUAUUGUUUAUGAAAUCUCUCAACUGCAAACUAUAUAUAUUUCUGAUUUUAUUUUGGCACCUUAUAAUGACCAUAAACAUUAUGUUUUACAACUUGCCUUAUUUCUGACUGAUAACAUUUAAAUUGCACUUUAUUUAAAGAGUGACUAUAUAAGAGAAAUACACAGUUUUAAUUAUUUUAUAGAAUAAAUAAAUAUAAAAUAGCUUGAUAUGAUUGUUAGAAUAAAAUAUAUUAGUUUAUUAUAAAUUAAAUAUCUCCUCGAACUUCAGUGUAUAUUUUACUUUUUGACGGUUUAUUCAGAUACUUUAUCAGAUCAGCUGAAGCUCAAAUUAAAUCAUUUUAUAUAAAGUGUUAAGUUCCUACACGCUGUUUGCUGCUAAUGUAUCUGCAGAGGGGAUAUGCUUCAAUGCUUAUAUUUAAAUUAAGGAUUAAAAAAUGUGUUUAGGGUUUAAUUUUGUGAUUUCUGCCUUUUAUAUGUAUUUUAUUGUGUGAAGUAAUCAUCAAAAUGUGUCCAUCCUCUUCACCUCAACAUUUAAAAUGAGAUAAGAUUUUGAAUCUUUUUUUCUGUGUGUUUGGUGUUUAUUUUCUGUCCCAUCACUUUGUUGCAUGUUAAUAACAUCUAAGGACAUUUAUACUUUAUGUAUAAUUUGAAUGUAAACAUCAAAUGAUCAUCCAUUAUGCCUGAAAGCUCCAAUUAACCAAAGAUGGAUUACAACUUCUCUAUAUAUAUAUAUUAUAUAUUGGUGAAAUCUGACAUUUUAAAAUAAUAAAGUGAGUAUUAUUCUGGUGACUGAAGGGUGAUGCAAAUCACAUAUUGUUUUUGUGUUGAAUAUACCUUUUCACGUGUUUCUGUUUACACCUUAUUCCUCAAACUACACACAUCCAAGUGAGCAAGUAACUGUUUUCUACAUUUAAACCACAAUAAAUCACAUCGUUUGAAAUGUC
Messenger RNA from Trematomus bernacchii (emerald rockcod), 5534 nucleotides. RefSeq names its product post-GPI attachment to proteins GalNAc transferase 4 (gene pgap4). Gene Ontology annotation, molecular function: glycosyltransferase activity. The record is from RefSeq and is a predicted model, not a curated record. The transcript has 2 exons. Gene Ontology annotation, biological process: GPI anchor biosynthetic process. The coding region runs from base 277 to 1467 and encodes 396 amino acids. Lineage: Eukaryota; Metazoa; Chordata; Actinopteri; Perciformes; Nototheniidae. Gene Ontology annotation, cellular component: Golgi membrane.